This is a messenger RNA of Penicillium soppii, 321 nucleotides long. RefSeq names its product 60S ribosomal protein eL36. The coding region runs from base 1 to 321 and encodes 106 amino acids. The record is from RefSeq and is a predicted model, not a curated record. Gene Ontology annotation, molecular function: structural constituent of ribosome. Lineage: Eukaryota; Fungi; Ascomycota; Eurotiomycetes; Eurotiales; Aspergillaceae. Gene Ontology annotation, biological process: cytoplasmic translation. The transcript has 3 exons. Gene Ontology annotation, cellular component: cytosolic large ribosomal subunit; ribosome.
AUGGUGCAGCAACGCUCCGGAAUUGUCGUCGGCAUUAACAGCGGCCGUCCCACGACUGCCCUGAACACCCCCAAGACCCGCAUCAGCCGGUCCAAGGGCAAGAGCUCCCGUCGCACCGCUUUCGUUCGCGAAAUCGCCCAGGAGGUCGUCGGUCUCGCCCCCUACGAGCGCCGCAUCAUUGAGUUGCUGCGCAACGCCCAGGACAAGCGUGCCCGCAAGCUCGCUAAGAAGCGCCUCGGUACUUUCGGCCGCGGCAAGGCCAAGGUUGAGAGCAUGCAGAAGGUCAUUGCUGAGUCCCGUCGCGCCCAGGCUGCUCACUAA